Penicillium cosmopolitanum is the source of this 2787-nucleotide messenger RNA. Its product is annotated as putative DNA excision repair protein (Rad26L). NCBI's taxonomy places the organism in Eukaryota, Fungi, Ascomycota, Eurotiomycetes, Eurotiales, Aspergillaceae. Gene Ontology annotation, molecular function: ATP-dependent chromatin remodeler activity; ATP binding. The transcript has a single exon. The coding region runs from base 1 to 2787 and encodes 928 amino acids. The record is from RefSeq and is a predicted model, not a curated record.
AUGAAUAGCCUCGGAGCUGGUACAGAGAUUAUUUCUAUCGACUCGUCCGACGACGACGAUUUGGAACCGACGCGGUACUCGCGCGCGGCUAUCUCAGGUAUGCAUGCAUGGCAUGUCGCAUGCUCCACUUCACUCACAGCUCACUAUCUCCAAGGCAGAAAUCGUGAAGACAUUAAAAUCGAAAAAGGUCCUCAGUCUGAACCAGUAAAGGUUCAAUUUGAUGACAGUGACGACGAUUUCAAUGAUGGCGAGGCUGCAUACAAGAAGUUCAAAGACCGCAAAUCUACAAAACGAAGACGGAACGCAGCUGCAACUCGCAAAGCAAAGCAAAAAUUCCCCAAGAUAGAAGAAUCUGGAGAUGGCGUGGUGUCAACCUCAUCAACACAAGGGGGUUUAUCCAUCGGAGCCAAGAAAUACCUACAAGAACAACGCGACAAUGUACCCUCCGAAGACGAACUCGCGGAGCCGCUUCCUGACUAUCUUCAAAAACGGCGAUCACAGUUCAAUCGGAAAAGAGAACACCUCCAGGUACACGGUCUGAAAAUUCCGCCUUCUUACGACGACAUCGAGUUCUCUGAUGACGAAAAUCUCGAGUACCUGCAGGAAAGGCCAUUCUUCCCGGAUAGUGAUCCACCCCGACCAUAUGAGGAUAUCGAACUUCCAUGCUCACUUGGUCUGGUUCCCGCGGCUAUCGGACGGUGGCUGCGACCUUACCAGGUAGACGGAGUGGCUUUCCUACAUGAAAUGUUUGUCUAUCAAACGGGCGGUAUCCUUGGUGAUGACAUGGGUCUGGGGAAGACUAUUCAGGUCAUUGCGUUCUUAACCGCGGCCUAUGGCAAAACUGGUGAUGAACGAGAUUCCAAGCGGAUGCGGAAAAUGCGAAGAGUGGAUAGUAACCCCUGGUAUCCUCGCACCUUGAUCGUUUGUCCUGGGUCCUUGAAAUCGAAUUGGCGAGCCGAAUUUGACCGAUGGGGGUGGUGGCACGUUGAUGAGUACCACGGCCCAAACAAGGAGCUUGCCCUUGAUGCCGCAAAGUCUGGACGAGUAGAAAUUUUGAUCAUGACCUACGAAACCUACUCAUUAAACAAGGAUUUUGUCAACAUGGUGGAAUGGGACUGCGUGAUUGCGGACGAGUGUCACAAAAUCAAGGAACAAACGGCCGGAGUGACGAAGGCCAUGAACGAAAUCAACGCUCUUUGCCGUAUCGGACUCACCGGUACAGCUAUCCAGAAUCGAUACGAGGAGCUGUGGACACUUUUGAACUGGGCAAACCCUGGCAAGCUUGGUCCGAUGUCUGAAUGGAACACAUUCAUUGCGGAACCUUUGAAGGUCGGCCAAUCACACACAGCAACCUGGAGUCAACUCCGCAGGGCUCGAAGAACUGCCCGAAUGCUUGUCAAAAAUUUGUUGCCGCGAUUCUUCCUACGUAGGAUGAAGACUUUGAUCGCUGAUCAGCUACCAAAAAAGAGCGACCGAGUGGUAUUCUGCCCUCUGACAACCACGCAGGCAGAGGCCUAUGAGAGCUUCCUAGGAAGCACCAUUGUGGAGUACAUCAUGUACUCGACGGAAGACUGUGAUUGUGGCUCGGGCAAGAGCUCUGGCUGGUGCUGUCGAAGAAUCAUUCCUGGAACAGAUAGCACCUGGCAAUCAUUUGUAUUUCCCGCCAUAAUGGUGCUGCAGAAACUUAGCAACCAUCUUGCAAUUCUCAUGCCUCGACAAAAUGACUCCUCAGAAAAGCAGGAAAAAGAGCUUGAGAUGCUGCAGAUAGCCUUACCAGAUCAGUGGGAGGAAUUGUACAAGUCCCGAGAAUCCAUUGUUAACUUUGCGAAUCCCGAGCUCUGUGGCAAGUGGAAAGUCCUUCGAAGGCUCCUUAAGUGGUGGCACAAGAAUGGCGAUAAGGUCCUGGUCUUCUCGCACAGUGUCCGACUUCUGAAAAUGCUACAAAUGCUGUUCGUUAAUACAAGCUAUAACGUGAAGUAUUUCGAUGGAUCCUUAUCCUACGAUGAGCGCGCUAAAGUCGUGGAUGAAUUCAAUUCCGACCCGAAACAAUUUGUGUUCCUGAUUUCGACCAAGGCAGGUGGCGUCGGGCUAAACAUAACAUCGGCAAACAAGGUCGUUGUUGUGGACCCAAACUGGAACCCAGCGUAUGACCUCCAGGCGCAAGAUCGAGCCUAUCGAAUUGGACAGCAGCGUGAUGUCGAGGUGUUCCGACUGGUCUCUGCUGGUACAAUCGAAGAAAUUGUUUAUGCACGACAGAUCUAUAAACAACAACAGGGAGAGAUUGGGUAUACCGCAAGCUCUGAGCGCCGCUACUUCAAGGGCAUCCAGGCUAAAUCCGACCAAAAAGGCGAGAUAUUCGGCUUGAAGAAUCUGUUCAAGUAUGAGCAUGAAAUGCUUUUCCUUCGUGAGAUCAUCAACAAGACCAAGGUAGCCGAAAGCCUCGCUGGUGUGAACGUCAUGGAUUUCAAAUUCAAAGAGGAGGAUUUCGGUGCCGAUGGUGUGCCAAUGAAGGACGAAGAUGACGGGAUGAGUCAACUUGCUGCCGAGAUCCGUGGCGAGAGAGAUAAAUACGAUGACAAUAGCAUCAAACGCGAGGCUUCUCAAAUUGACCCGAUCCAGGCAAUACUUGCUAACACGGGUGUGGAGUACACCCAUCUGAACAACGAGGUGAUUGGUCCCUCUCGAGUCGAAGAGCAGCUCAGCCGUCGUGCCCAGCAGGCUCCUGACGAUCCGGCAGCGAAUAUCCAAGUUUUCGGGCACCUCGGCGCCACUUUUAGUGACUCGUAA